GAAGCUGUUCCGGCAUCAGUUUUGCCCCAAGCUUCGUAGUGAGUGGAUGUUCGAAGCUUUGCAAGCUCCGCGUAAAGAGCUUUCAAAUGGCUGUGCCUUUCACAUUUGACGUUUCCGUUAGUUUUGUCGUGUAUAUUUAAAAAAGAGAUAAACAAAAAAAAAUUGUUUCGCAUAUUUAGUUCUUUUUUUGGGGGGUGGGGGUUGAGGGCAAAUUUUUCAGCAUGCCUAGAAAAAUUGGAUUCAAUGUUGUACAUGCCACGAGUGAAGAAGAACGACAUUCGUCUUUGGAAUUAAAUAUCCAUGGACCAACAGUUCGAGGAUGGCAAAGUGCAAGAAAAUGCAUUUAUCCUCAAGAACUUAUUCUUCGUCUUCAUGGACCCGCGAAACUAACCAGAAUACAAGUUUUGGUUCAUCAAUAUUUAAUUCCUCAAAAAUUGGAAAUUUGGGCAUCUCGAGAAAAUGGUUCAUCGUCGAGGGAUUUUGAUUAUUUAGGAUAUAUCACACUUUCCGAUAAUGCAUCGACAAUGUAUAAAAGUAGAGAAUUAAAAAGUGUUGCACUUCCGGAAACAGAAACCGUCUCGCUUAAAUUUAAACUCCAUAAACCCCAUAGUAAUUCACAUAAUAUUCACGAGCAGGUGGGUCUCAUUGCCAUUAACAUUUUGGGUGAACCUUUUGGUCAGGAAUUAAGCGGCCAAGGAGAUGCUCCAUAUAAUCCUCAUUAUACGUCGCCUUAUGACGAUUUGGCAUUUGAAAUGUACGUCGAUCGAGAGGCUGCCAAUAUCAUUCGAAAAAUGGAAACAAAAAAGCUUCAAGCUGUUGAAGAGGAAAGAUUUGAAUAUGCAUCAAAAUUGAAAGUAGCAAUGGAAAAUCUAAGAAAGGCGGGUGAACGAUUAGGAAAAUAUGAAUUGGAAAAAAAAUAUGCAAUAGCACUUGAGGAUUAUGAUAAAGCGAAGGCCAAAAAAGCACAAGCACAAAAAUAUCGACAACAAGUUUACGAAAGUUUGGAAAUUGAAGAUUUACUCGAAGUUAAUGGACCAUUGGAGAAAAAUAAUCUUUCAAUAGUUGAAGAGAAGGAAACAAUUCCUUUGGAAAUUUAUGGAACUGGUGCAGUUUCCGGUUCAGACGAUACGAAUACUUUGCCCCGAUUGACAAUUCCGCCAAAUCGUGAAGGAACUAUUUCACCAACUGGUCCUCCACAUUCGCAGCCAAUUUCACCGUUACGCCAAAAAAAUCAAAGUCCAGAUGUCACUAGUAGUCCGCCAAAUGGAGUUUUAGAAAGACAAAGAGAUUAUAAGGGUUCUUUGCAAAGGAGAAAAAUAAAGUCGGCGGGACCGGCUCUUAGAUCAAGCUACGAGGCUUACGAAGAAAGAACUAUUCCUGCUUUGAGACAUUCACACACAAAUGAAUUUACAAGAGAAUGUCAUACGGACGGUGCGGAUACAAAAAUUCCAUCCAAACUCAAUGACAGAGAAAAAAAACAAGCAGCUUUGCCGAUAGCCGUUUUUGGCAUGGACAUGGUGGAAAAAUUUUACUCAAAACAAUUCACCGACAAAGAGGAAGGACUAAUGUUACUUAAACAAGAACUAAAAGAUUUUGAUCUAACCACGUCAAAACAUUCAGCUAAUAAAACAGCGAGGGCAGCAAUUUUACUCUUACAUCGAGCACUUAGGGACAAAGUUUUCAGUGUUUAUAGUUUAGCUGCACAACUUAUUAGGAUAUUUUUUUCUGAAUACGCUACCAAUAGAGUUUCAUCGACGGAAAUUGCUAGAAGUGUGGAUCGAUUAUUGCCGGAACUUUUGACAAAAUCAGGCGAUACAACACCGCGUAUUCAUAAUAUGGCUGUUCAUACAAUUUUAAGUAUGGCCGAUUGUCAAUGUGUUCGUGAUUUACAUAUUAUUCCUGUUCAUUUAACGCGAACUGUCAGCAGUAGUACUCAUCAGAGAUUGGCACUCAGUAGACUUGAAAUGGUCGAACAACUUAUUUUAAAUCAUGGAAUAUCAACGGACAAACAAAGUGGAUUAACAUGUCGAACAUUAUCCGAAUUGGGAUCAUCUGGUUUACAUCAUCCCGCGGAAGCUGUGAGAAAAGUAUCUGAGAGAAUUUUAAUUCUUGUUUAUAAAGUAAAUCCACGAUUAGUGCGCAAACAACUUCCACCUGAUGACGAUAUUACCAGGCGAAAUUUAUUGUAUCGACAAUUAUUUCACGAAUUCGAUCGAAUUGAUCUUCAGAGAAAGAAAGAAAUGGAAACUGGUCAGAAAUCAAUGAUGACACCAACGAGAACGAGGUCAAUUGACAGUAACGUUGCUAGUUUAACUAAAUCUCCGCCAAGGACAAGUCCUCCAGUUAGUACAGGAAGUUCAACCAGCGUCACAUCUCCUUCUGAUAAUAGUGGAGAUCACAAGGGUGACAAAAUGUGUAUUUUUUGCUUAUCAAAAGGAAAAGUUUAUUCGGAAGAAGGUUUAAAUAUUCAUUAUUGGCGAAGUUGUCCAAUGUUAACGAAAUGCGAAUCGUGUAAACAAGUCGUUGAAAUUUCUCAUCUUAAUUCACAUUUGCUGUAUGAAUGCGAUUUAAGGAAUAAUUACGUCAAAUGUGAAACAUGUAAACAGGCUGUAAAUGAAAAAUUAUUCGAGGAACAUACAAAAGAUGAAAAAUGCACAAAGCCAAUGGACGGUUAUGGAAAAUGUCCUCUUUGCCGUGGUUUGGUAAACCAAAACAAAUGGAAAGAUCACUUAAUGGGUGAUCAUCCCUGCAGUAGUAAUCCACGAUUAAAAGCAAAUAAAUCUUGCACAAAAUCAUCGUCGAACGCACAAAAUCUCAGUGGAAAAUUAACAUCACCAACCGGAAGGGAUUACUAGCAGUAAAUAAAUUUUUAGAUUAAAUUUAUCAAAACUUCUAGUCAAUUUUGAUAAUUUCUUUUUAUGUUUUUUUGAUAAUCUAUAUAUUAUGUAUAUUUGUUAUCUAUUUGAGAUCUGUUUUUUCUUUUUUGAAAAUGUAUAUGUUUAAAAUACUUUUUAUAGUAAAAAAGAAAACCCGUCCUCUUACGUAACAUUAGCAAUUAUUAGAAACUAAGUACUAUUCAAAAAUUAAAAAUAAUAAUAAUAAUCUGUUGAAUCAAUUAAAAUUAUUAAAAAAUUUCAAUUUUCAAUAUCUAGUAGAAGGAUUAAAAUUUUUGACGCAGAUUAGUUGAAAUACUUUAAAAUUCACUCUUAAUAUACAAUUUGAAUAAAAUUAAGAACAAGUGAAUUUUUCAUCGACUGUAACUAUUUUUUUUUUUUUUUUUGCAAAAUAUUCAAACAUCUAAAAGAUAUUUUUCUCGAUCCGCCCAUUUUGCAAAAUCAUUAAUCUUUAAGAUAUUGCUCGAGGACAGCGAACAAUAACUUUCAAGGGUAUUUUAAGCUCAAAUGUUAUAAAGUAAAUUAUAUUGUAAUUUCAUACAUUCAUUGUUUGAUAGAAAAAAAAAAAAAAAAAAAAAUUGACUAUUAAAAUAUCAUUCAACUCAA
This is a messenger RNA of Leptopilina boulardi, 3500 nucleotides long. RefSeq names its product centrosomal protein of 104 kDa. NCBI's taxonomy places the organism in Eukaryota, Metazoa, Arthropoda, Insecta, Hymenoptera, Figitidae. The transcript is spliced from 16 exons. The record is from RefSeq and is a predicted model, not a curated record. Gene Ontology annotation, molecular function: protein binding. Gene Ontology annotation, cellular component: cilium. The coding region runs from base 222 to 2855 and encodes 877 amino acids.